Messenger RNA from Lagopus muta (rock ptarmigan), 4007 nucleotides. RefSeq names its product interleukin 13 receptor subunit alpha 1 (gene IL13RA1). Gene Ontology annotation, cellular component: membrane; external side of plasma membrane. The transcript is spliced from 10 exons. Lineage: Eukaryota; Metazoa; Chordata; Aves; Galliformes; Phasianidae. Gene Ontology annotation, molecular function: protein binding; cytokine receptor activity. The record is from RefSeq and is a predicted model, not a curated record. Bases 148 to 1425 code for a protein of 425 amino acids. Gene Ontology annotation, biological process: cytokine-mediated signaling pathway.
GGCCGCAGCCGCCCUCCGAGGCCGCCCCCCCUCGGCUCGGGUUACCUGGGCGGGCCGCGGCGCGGCUCUUCCCGUCUGGCCCGGCCCCCGCGACGGGAAGUGCGAGCGUGCGGUCGGUCGCUGUCGGACGGAGGGAGCGGUGGAGCGAUGGAGAGCCGGGGUUCGUUCGGAGCUCCGCUGCGGUGUCGGUUGCUGUUCCUCGCCGCGUGUUUUGCGGUGGCGGCGGCGGUGGUUGCAGGAGAAAAAGUUCUUCCCCCUCCAUCCAACCUCAACUAUUCAUUUAUCCAAAUCUGCACCUUGAACUGGACGUGGAAUCCCCCGGAGAACAUCAGCAGUAGCUGUGACCUGGAAUAUUCCAGUGACAUCCUGAUCGAUGAGGUGUCUCAGCACAAAAACGAGUGGAGAAAGAGUCUCUUUCGUGUGACUGACACAGUCUUGAAUAAGGAGAUGCGUUUCAAAGUGAGAAGUGAGUGCAAGAACAGUAAUGCCACCAAUCACAGCCAAUGGGUGGAGACCUCUGUUCCACCAAAAGGUGUUCCAGGCACUGCUGCUGUUGGCUUGAGCUGUGUCUGGCACAACCUGGAGUACAUGCUUUGUAUGUGGCAUCCUGGAGAGAAUGCAAGUAGGGAUACCAAUUACAGUUUAUUCUACUGGUUUGAUGGUUUGGAAAGACAUAAAGAGUGCAAAAAUUAUUCUGUGAGCCAAGGAAGCUUUGAAUGUGCCUUCAGUUUUGCCUUCCCUCAGGCUGCCAAUAGGUACCCACUGAUCAGUAUAUUGAUCAGAGAUGACUCCGAAAAUAUUAUGCCUGUAUGCGUGACUGAAAAUCCUACCACCCUUGUAAAACCUGCCACACCAACGAUAGCUAAACUAUCAUAUGUUAACAAUGGAAUUCACCUGCAGUGGAGUGAAUCGGGCACCAUUCCAGCAAAUUGUCUCAGUUAUGAAGUGAGAUACCACAAGGGUGACUUGACCACUGCUCAGACAAUUCAAGUUAAAUUUAAUUCUACAUCGAUUCCUAGUGUUGACCCUAAUAGCAAGUAUACCUUCCAAGUGAGAGCACAGCCCAAGGUUGAAUGCUACAGCAGCAAAUUCUACAGUGAUUGGAGCGAAGAAAGGAGCAUCGGUGAGAACCCAAACUCUGCGUUCAAUUUUCUUUUAAUUAUCACCAUUCCAUUAAUAGUGACAGUGUCCACAAUAAUCCUACUUGUUUACCUUAAAAGGCUUAAGAUAUUAAUUCUUCCCCCAAUCCCGGACCCUCGGGAAAUCCUGAAGCGCAUGUUUGGGGAGCAGAACGAGGAUCCCCAGAGCUGUGCAAAGGAGGACUGUAUGAGUGGUUACGACAGGUUAAUCAAGGAAGAAGAAAUUCAUUCUUUAAUUUUAAUAGAAACUCCUGAAUCCUCUAAUUCUGAAAAAGAGCACCGAUAAACUGCUUUCAGAAUAGAAGAUAAGUGAAGAUUUCCAGAGUUGCUCCUUUAACUCAGGUGACAAAGUGGAUGUGAAAAGGCCUGUGGACCAUUCACCAACUCCUACUUCUGGAGUCCUUUCUGAGCCUUAUUUCUUUGAUGCUCAGAAGAUGCAUCACCAUUGUUGGCCAUUCUUCCAUCUCUGCUAGCAAAAUUCAUCUUGGAUCCUUUGAGAUGAGCAUGUACAUAAAUUUCAUCUGACUGCAUUGCAGUGUUUUUUGUUCAGCCUCUGACCUGCUCUGCCCUGCUCCUUGUCACCUGCACCUGUGUUUGUGCUGCACAGUUUGUAAGCGUUGGCUGCUUUUUGUCAGGUUUUGUUUGUUUUGGAGCAUGUGCUCCAAAGUGUUUGGCUUUGUUCCUCAGCAGGUGAGGCAGGGUUUGAUUGCAGCAGGUGAGUCACUGUUGAGCUGCACACGGAGCUGCCAAUAGAUGGGAUGCAGAGCAGCGGCCCUUUGGGCGCCCUGGGCAGGGGGUUUGCAGGAAACAUCCAUGGACUGACCUUCCCAAGCUGUGCUUCAGCUGUGGGCUGAAUAAACCCAGUAUGAGAGUUGCUUUUUCUUGAGAUAUGUGUGAGACACCUCCUCACCUUCCAGCUGGUAUCCAGACUGUUCACAGAAGACUCGCUUUGGCUUUUUUUAUCCUUUCAAGUGCCUUAGCUACAAGGCCUUCAUGAACUUUGAGUGUUAACGAAACUUCUUAAGUGAUAACCAUUAUCUUUACCUCUGUUUUGCGGUGGCUGGUGACUGUCACCAGACUGUCAUCUUGUUCUGGCCAUAUUGGCCAAGUGACUACAGGAGCUGAAUCAUAGGGAGUUUAUCCAGCAGAAUUACCAGGGUGGAUGCUUGAGUCCUAGACCACAGAAAUGAGUGAAUGCGAAGACUUCAAGAUUUGCCUGUACUGCUGUGCUGAGGGAUUUGGGGAAGGAGAUGAUGACAGCCUUGGCCUGCUUUCUUGGGGACAAACUUUGUUGUUUCAGUAAUGAUAUAGAAUUGUUAAGGUUAGAAAAGACCACAAAGAUCAUCUGCUGAUGACAUUUGGAUUCCAGUUUCCUCUCUUGGGACUUUGCAGUUUUUUUUUAAAAGGUGCUUAUUUGACUUCAAGGAAAAAAAUUUUUUGACUUUUUUUCUUUUUUUUUUUUUAAUUAUGAAUUAAUUUGUUUAUUUUUUUCUUGCAUGGUUUUAUUUUGAGGUUACUUUACCCAGCAGAAGUUUUCUGGCACAACUGUGACGUUUCUCUGCACUGAGUUGUGAGCGUUUGGUUUGUGAGCUGUGCUGCAAGGCUGCUGACAGCAGUGCAUGGUUUGUGCUGGAGGCAGAAAGCUGUGGGGAGAAAGGGGCUGUGCUGAGGGGCUUCUUGCUUCUCCCUCUUCUUCCUCAGCAUCACAGUGUGGGUGUGUGGGUUGUUGAAGCCCUCAUAGCAGACUGGGAAGAGAUCUCCAGAGGUUGGUUAGGAGCGUGUUCUGAAACCACUGGAGCUUUAAAAUUCAGCGCUACCCUCAAGCUCAGUUCUGUCAAAAUCCUGAGAUGAAAUACUGUUGUGUUUGGUUUUUUGUUUGCUUGUUUUUUAAGAACACACACCUCUACAAGUAGUAGAACUAACACAGCUAUAAAUGUACAUCCUUCACCCUCCCACUGACUUCCUCCCUCUCAAUAUUUCCCAGUCCCCACUGAACCACUCAGAUAUGCAGUUCCUUCCACAUCUCCUGCCUACCUCCAGCUGCUGAUGGUGGAAAGGGAAGGAGAAGUGCAGCAGAACUAACAGAUCACAUACUACCUUAAAUCUUCUACUGGCAAACAUGCUAAAAAUAUAUAAAUUGGUUGAUGAGACAAAACAAGAAGUCUCAGGGAUUUCAGUGCGAUAGAAUGACGCUCAGGUUAUACAGAGUCAGCUAGCAGCACUGUUUGGUAUUCCAGAGGUAAAAGAAUAGCAUGGAGGAAAAGGUAUUAAUUUCAUUCAUGGACUUCACUCCCGCUGCCAUGCAAUGCUCAUGUCGUUAUAGAGAGAUAAUGAUUUCUCACAUCUACCUCAUCUCAAAUGUUGCUCGUUGUAGACCGCUAGACAAACAAAUGUAUGAUUUCAGUAUCAGUAAUCAUAACAUACCGAAAGCCACAAACCUUUAUGUUAUAUCAAUCUAGGAAGAUAAUCCUUGGUGCUUUACCCUGAGUUCUUUUGGCUUUGUUCUGGUGUUUAUGGUAAAACCAAAGUGUGUUUGUUUGGAAAACAAACAGAAAUCCCAUAAGGAAAAGGAGGGGGUAAAAGCAGACUUGAAGUUCUAGGCUGAAAGAGCUUAAAUACAGAGGAUGGUUUAUAUCAAUAGAGAAAUGUUUGGGGUAAUCCUUUGUUUUUGUGUAAUAGCAAUUGACACACUUCCCAAUGGACGGUUGCUCUUCCUGAGCUUGUUUCAGCAUGCAAAGUGUCUGUGUGUAUUGUGGUCUCCAGCACAUCUUGUUUACGGUGAGGGUUUUCUCCCCAGUUUUGCUGUUGUUUGUGUGCUGUUUGUUGCAGUUACUUGAGCUGUACGUUUGUUUAAAAAACAAAUAAAUA